AUGCAGCUGGCCAGCAAGCUGGUCCUCUCCGCCGCCGCUCUGCUCCUCCUGACUUUGGCGUACAGGUUUUAUAAGUCCCGCUCGCUCGCUGGGGGCAGAAUCCCGCCGGCCGACACGGCAGGAGGGCAAAGGGAAAACGCUGCCCGGGAUGGUGAUGGGGAUGGGGUGGUGGGUCUGCGACGGAGGAGGGGGUGUGGUGAUGGACGUACCCAAAGCACGGAGCAGGGUUUGUCCAUCAGAGGCAUGAGCCGGCAGUCUGAGGGGUGCAGGGGUAUGAUCCAGACCCUCAGCGUCACCUCAGACCUGGGUCUAAUGAUGACGACGAGCAACGUGGAGUCGGAUGCCUCCUACUCUUUCUCCUCAGUUGCAAAGAUCCAGGUGGAGGAGAACUACAUCGCUGAGCGGUGGGUGAACGACAGGGAUGGGCAGCCAGUCCCCGGCCUCAAAGGCAAAGUCUACGACUACUAUGUCCAAUCCAUCUCGCAGUCGGUAUUGAAGAAGAGGUCUCUCCCCUACAUCCCUCUGGGAACAUCACGGCACCGCAGCUCGGAGCGGGCCAGUGAAGAGCUGCAGACCUUUGCAACCCAGGAGGUGGGCCAAACUUCAGCAGCACAGGAUCUCACCACCUCCUCCAUAGUUCGACCACCUGCAGGGAGCUUGGAGAUCUUGCCUGAGACAUCAUCUCCUGGCCGCAAAGGCAGCAUCCUCCAGAUUGCAGACAGCCCUCACCUCCAGCUGCCCAUGGAGGGGUUUGGGGUCACAGUGCCAGCUGGCACACCACAUACAAGACCCCAGCCAGGGUUGGUGGCCAGUGCUGACCUCUUCCGAAUGCCACCACCCACUCACCUAGACCUGGGGAACUGCUACGAGGUCCUCUGCACAGCCAAGGCUCAGAAGCUCGGCUAUCUCCAGGAGGCCGCCUACAAGGUGAUGAGCGACAACUACCUGCAAGUGCUGAGGACACCCUCCAUCUACAGCCGCCUCAAUGCCAGUGAGCGGGAGCUCAUCCUGCGGCGGAGGAUGAAGGGGAAGAUGUACAUGGCCGUGGCAGACAUCAGUGUGCAAGAGCCUGGCCUCCACACCAGCCGCCUCUGCUACUAUGAUGAUGGAGGGGACUGCUGGCAUCACCUCUGCCACGUGCCACCAGAGGCGGUCUCCCGGGGCUGUGCCAUGUGCAGCAUGUUCAACUACCUCUUCGUGGUGGCCGGCUGCGAGGGCACAGGCCGUGCGCAGAGACCCUCCAACCGUGUCUUCUGCUAUGACCCCCUGACGAACAUCUGGAGGGAGAUCUGCCCCUUGAACCAAGCACGGCCACACUGCAAGCUCGUGGCCCUGGAUGGCCACCUCUACGCCAUCGGAGGUGAGUGCCUCUACACAGUGGAGCGCUACAACCCCCGGCAGGACCGAUGGACCUUCACAGCACCCCUGCCCCAUGACACCUUCGCCGUGGCCCACACGGCUACGGUGUGUGACGGGGAGAUCUACGUGACAGGGGGCACCUUGCGCUACGUGCUGCUGCGUUACACCGCCCGCUCGGACAGUUGGAGGGUCAGCCCGGCCGGCGGCGGCAAGGACAGGACAGCUGAGAUGGUGAGCACCAAUGGCUUCAUCUACCGUUUUGACCUCCACCGCAGCACCAGCAUCAGCGUCUAUCGCUGCAGCGCCAAGGCCAAGCUGUGGUACGAGUGUGCCACCUACACCAUGCCCGGCCUGUCUGGCUUCCAGUGCGCCGUGGUGGGCAGCCUGGUCCACUGUGUCGGCCGGCACUUCCACAUACGCUUCUUGGCUGACCACAUCUCACCACGCUUCGGGACCAAGGAGCUGCAGCCCUUCCCAUCGCCUCGUGGCAGCCUCCUCCCGGCUGUCCUGGUGCUGCCAGAGGGAGGGACGGUGCACACACAGGUUUGA
Molecule: messenger RNA, 1908 nt
Organism: Leptosomus discolor (cuckoo roller)
Lineage: Eukaryota; Metazoa; Chordata; Aves; Leptosomiformes; Leptosomidae
Source: RefSeq, a predicted model, not a curated record